This is a messenger RNA of Anolis sagrei ordinatus, 7951 nucleotides long. RefSeq names its product insulin degrading enzyme (gene IDE). Gene Ontology annotation, molecular function: metalloendopeptidase activity; metal ion binding. NCBI's taxonomy places the organism in Eukaryota, Metazoa, Chordata, Lepidosauria, Squamata, Anolidae. Gene Ontology annotation, cellular component: peroxisomal matrix; cytosol; mitochondrion. Gene Ontology annotation, biological process: hormone catabolic process; peptide catabolic process; amyloid-beta metabolic process. The record is from RefSeq and is a predicted model, not a curated record.
GGGGCGGGCCCAAGUAGGCCGGGCUUGGGCGCCGGCGGUAGUAAGUAAGCAGGCAGGCAGGGCCGAGAGAUAUGCGGCAAGGGCUCUCCCGGCUUCUCUGCGUCUCCUCAGCAAGACUCCGCUGCCCUCUUCCUCCUCCAGGCCUCUCCUCCUUCGUCCCUUCGCGGUGCCUCAGCAGCACCAACAACACCACCAACAAACAGCCUUCCUUCCUGACUGGACUUCAACAAGACAUGGACUACAAAGUGAAUGACCCUGCUCUUAAAAGAGUAGCACUUGAUGUUAUCAAGUCACCCGAGGAUAAACGGGAGUAUCGUGGGCUAGAACUGGCAAAUGGCAUUAAGGCAAUGCUUAUUAGUGAUCCCACCACAGACAAAUCUUCAGCUGCACUUGAUGUACACAUAGGUUCAUUGUCUGAUCCCCCUAAUAUCGCUGGGUUAAGCCAUUUUUGUGAACAUAUGCUGUUCUUGGGAACUGAAAAAUACCCCAAAGAAAAUGAGUACAGCCAGUUUCUCAGCGAACACGCAGGGAGUUCAAAUGCCUUUACAAGUGGAGAGCACACCAACUAUUACUUUGAUGUAUCACAUGAACAUUUAGAAGGUGCCCUGGAUAGAUUUGCCCAGUUUUUCUUGUGUCCUCUGUUUGAUGAAAGCUGCAAAGACCGAGAAGUGAAUGCUGUUGAUUCUGAGCACGAGAAGAAUUUAAUGAACGAUGCUUGGAGGUUGUUUCAGCUAGAAAAGGCAACUGGAAAUCCCAAUCAUCCCUUCAGCAAAUUUGGCACAGGAAACAAACUAACUUUGGAAACUAGACCAAAUCAAGAAGGAAUAGAUGUAAGGCAAGAACUGCUGAAGUUUCAUUCAACUUAUUAUUCAUCAAAUUUAAUGGCUGUCUGUGUUCUAGGACGAGAAUCUCUAGAUGAGCUAACCAAUUUGAUAGUAAAACUAUUUUCUGAAGUAGAGAACAAAAACGUUCCAUUACCUGAAUUCCCUGAACAUCCUUUCCAGCAGGAACAUCUCCGGCAACUGUACAAAGUGGUACCUAUUAAAGAUAUUAGAAAUCUUUACGUCACAUUUCCAAUACCAGACCUUCAGAAGUACUAUAAAUCUAACCCUGGCCAUUAUCUUGGGCAUCUUAUUGGGCAUGAAGGUCCAGGAAGUCUUUUAUCAGAACUGAAAUCUAAAGGCUGGGUAAAUACGUUGGUUGGAGGUCAAAAAGAAGGUGCUAGAGGCUUCAUGUUUUUCAUCAUUAAUGUUGAUCUUACUGAAGAAGGACUUUUGCACGUGGAAGAUAUCAUUUUGCACAUGUUUCAGUAUAUACAAAAGCUGCGUACAGAAGGACCGCAAGAAUGGGUUUUUCAAGAAUGCAAGGACCUAAAUGCUGUCGCCUUCAGGUUUAAAGAUAAGGAAAGACCCCGAGGUUAUACAUCAAAACUUGCAGGGAUGCUGCAUUAUUAUCCCAUUGAAGAAGUUCUUGCAGCUGAAUAUUUACUUGAAGAAUUUAGGCCUGAUCUAAUAGAAAUGGUAUUGGAUAAACUGAGACCUGAAAAUGUCCGGGUUGCAAUAGUCUCUAAGACUUUUGAAGGAAAAACUGAUAAAACAGAACAAUGGUAUGGAACCCAGUACAAACAAGAAGCAAUUUCUGAUGAAGUCGUUAAGAAAUGGCAAAAUGCUGACCUUAAUGGAAAAUUCAAGCUCCCAAUGAAGAAUGAAUUCAUUCCUACUAACUUUGAAAUAAUACCUUUAGAGAAGGAUGCACCACAGUACCCUACUCUUAUUAAGGACACUGCUAUGAGCAAACUGUGGUUCAAACAAGAUGAUAAAUUUUUCUUACCCAAAGCUUGUCUCAACUUUGAAUUUUUCAGUCGCUACCUUUAUGCUGACCCUCUCCAUUGCAACAUGACAUACCUGUUAAUCAGGUUAUUGAAGGAUGAUUUAAAAGAGUAUACAUAUGCAGCACGCCUCUCAGGUUUGGUCUAUGCCAUUGCAUCAGGAAUGAAUGCAAUACUUCUGUCCGUGAAGGGUUACAAUGACAAGCAGCAUAUCCUACUGAAGAAGAUUAUUGAGAAAAUGGCCACUUUUGAGAUUGAUGAAAAAAGAUUUGAAAUUAUCAAGGAGGCGUAUAUGCGAUCGCUUAACAACUUCCGAGCUGAACAGCCCCACCAGCAUGCCAUGUAUUACCUUCGGCUAUUAAUGACAGAAGUUGCCUGGACCAAAGAUGAAUUAAAAGAAGCUUUAGAUGAUGUCACUCUUCCCCGCCUCAAGGCCUUUAUUUCUCAGCUGUUGUCACGGUUACACAUUGAAGCACUUCUCCAUGGCAAUAUAACAAAACAGGCUGCGCUAGGAAUGAUGCAGAUGGUUGAAGACACCCUCAUUGAGCAUGCUCACACAAAACCCCUGCUUCCCAGUCAGCUAGUACGAUACAGAGAAGUGCAGCUGCCUGACAGAGGUUGGUUCGUCUAUCAACAGAGGAAUGAAGUUCAUAAUAAUUGCGGCAUAGAAAUAUAUUAUCAAACAGAUAUGCAAAGCACGUCAGAGAAUAUGUUUUUGGAACUUUUCUGUCAGAUUAUCUCAGAGCCUUGCUUCAAUACCCUGCGGACUAAGGAGCAGCUAGGGUACAUUGUGUUCAGUGGUCCACGAAGAGCUAAUGGUAUCCAAGGACUGCGAUUUAUCAUCCAGUCAGAAAAGCCUCCACACUAUUUGGAGAGCAGGGUUGAAGCGUUCUUAAAAACCAUGGAGAAGUGUGUAGAAGAGAUGUCAGAAGAAGCAUUUCAAAAGCAUAUCCAGGCUUUAGCAAUUCGUCGCCUUGACAAACCAAAGAAACUGUCUGCCGAGUGUGCAAAAUACUGGGGAGAAAUAAUUUCUCAGCAAUAUAACUUUGACAGAGAUAACAUUGAAGUGGCAUUUCUCAAAACUCUUACAAAGGAUAACAUAAUGCACUUUUAUAAGGAUUUGUUGGCAAUAGAUGCUCCAAGAAGGCACAAAGUAUCUGUACAUGUAUUAGCAAGGGAGAUGGAUUCGUGUCCUGUUGUGGGAGAAUUUCCAUGCCAAAACGAUGUAAACCUGGCACCAGCACCAGCACUGCCACAGCCAGACGUGAUUCAGAACAUGACGGAGUUCAAGCGCAGUCUACCCCUCUUCCCUCUGGUGAAACCUCAUAUCAAUUUCAUGGCUGCAAAACUGUGAAGACAGCCUGGGCGAAGAACUGGAAGUGGAUCAUUCUUGUGUGACUGCAGUGGGUUUUCAUAAUGAGCAAGCUUCUUAAAUUGUUAUUUGGACAAACUGUCCCAAUAUGAGGGUCCCUGAUUCCUUCUAAGUUCAUUCAGCAUCAAUGGUGUGAUAAGGAUCCAGCAAAUUAGGCAAAUAGGCCGUAGUCAUAUGUCAUGUUUAUUGUAGAGCCUCUCUUGGAGACCCAAAUCAAGUGGUAUAUUCAAAGGUCUGUGUAGGUAUGGUAUAUUUAACAAUAGUGUGGCCCUUCAACAAUUUUGUUUGCAAAAUGGAAUAUGAAGAAGCGUUCUGGACAGACUGGUUUUACUUUAAAGGCUCUUCCUUUUCCUACAAGUGGUCAUUAAUCUUAAACAUUUGGGGAGUUUAUUUUAUUGGAUGUGGAGAAACAAAACAUUAUUAAAAGACACAUAGUAAUAUUUUUUAAAGAGAGAGCAUGGAAUGGAAUUUUUAUUUUAAAAAGAAAUGAUCCUCAGAGGCAGCCAAGUCCUUUGGUUCUGCAUAAAAAUCUGAUGAAAUUAGUAAAAUGCCAACAGAUGUCUUCAAUAUAAGAGGAGUUGCUAGGAUAUACUUUUAAUCUUUAUACACAAUUGGGGAUGUUUUAUAUUCAGACUAGUAAAAUGCUGGAAACACUUGGUUAGCUAUCUUUUUUCUUACUAAGAGUUAUCUUCUGUUAUAGCCCUUGCAUUUUCUCAGGGUUACUCAGAUAAUCGCAGAUAAUAUUUCUUUUUAUUUACAUAAAUGAAUUGAUUUUCUUCCAGUUAUUCGUUUACUGAUUUAGAUCCCUUUAGGGCCGCCCUCACUUUGUUUCGAAUGGGCAACCUGCCAAAAUGUGGCAGUGGAUUUUAAGAUAUUUAAAACGUGGACAUGAGACAUACUUCCAAGCUGGUAGAUACAACUGAGAUCUUAGCAUUUGUCACCAAAACACAGCUAUGCCUGGAUCCCAGAGCUGCAUUAUUUGAAUGUCCGGUGCUAGUUAUACUUCUUACAACAUCAGAAUAUUGGUUCCAUUAAGCAUUAUGCACCAUAAUCCUCAUCUACCAUUCUUUUCUUAUCUUGAUUAAAGUUUUCAAGGUAUACAGACAUGUCUUUCAGCCUUCAGUAAUAAUAAUAAUAUACUUUAUUUAUAUUCCGCUCUAUCGCCCCGAGGAGACUCAGAGGGAAUUACAGGUACAUAUAUGACAAACAUUCAAUGCCGUUAUUCAGUUGACAGGGACAGAUAGUACAUAAAUGGAGGCAAGGCUUCCCUCUUUUCAUCUCCGGGAUCCGGCUGUGCUCGAGUCAGCCAUGUUGUUUCAUUUUCCAUGGGAAGGAGCAUGUCAUCCAUGGACUCCUUUCCUGGUCGGUUUUUUGCCGGCAUGUUUUUCAGGGUGCCUUUUACCUCCCCGCCAAAGCAGUACCUAUUUAUCUACUGACAUUGUUUUCAAAUUUCUAGGUGAGCAGAAGCUGGACUAAUGGCAAGAGCUCACCCCGACCCGGGCUUGAACUGCCAAUCUUCCGGUGGGCAGGUGGUUUAUACCGCUGUUCUAGACCAGCCCUACGUGUGCUAGCCCGGUAGUACUGAAAGUGAGGAAGACAAUGUACAGCUACAUUGUUAGAUCAUGUCAGCAGUUACAUAUUAUAGUCAUGAUACAACAUGAAAUUGAACCUUAAAAUCUUUCAAACACUGGUUUGAUGCUUUGCCGUUGUCAUCUUCUGGAACUUCAUGUAUCCGAAAUGCCAGUCAUAGCACAAAAUGGCGGCCGAUUUGGGAUACAAAACAACAGACUUAACAGCAAUGGUUUUCUUGGAAUACAGCACAACUAAAGAAGCUUUGUAUUCAAAAUUUUAAAAAUGAAAAUGAUAACAGAGGUUUCAAUCUUUUUUUAGUCUUCAGUCUAUACUGAAUGGUGGCUAUGACACUAAAAGCACACAGAGAAUGAUCAGGUGCUGAUGAAUUCAUCAAAAUGAUUUGGAGGAGAAAAAGCACUUGCAUUUACUGAUGUAUUUUUUUCAGAUAUUUACUCUCCUUGAGUUCAUUACAUAGGUUCAAAGGUCUGAACAUUCAGGACAGGGGGAUCCAUCAGGAAAAGUCUUAAAAACAUGAUGGAUUUCUAGACCUAGCUUGCCUUUCUAAGAGAAAUUGUGCCUCUUUAGAAAUCUGACCUGUGUAGUACUCCUGUAUUCAAUGCAUUAAUUACCUCCUAUGUCGGAUCUGGCUGUAUUAUGGUGAUUUUGGCUGUACCACCCACUCAUCUCAUCAUACAUUAAUUGCCUUGUUAAUUGACAGAAGAAGAAUGUCAACUUCCUGAAAACAGAGAUAUGAUGCCCAAGUAGGAAAUAAACAGCCACUCUUAGGACACAGACUUGACCUCUGUCCUAUCUUGUAGUAGAAAGUGUUACAACACUGCUUGGUUUCACCCUGUUAAGUUUGAAAACCUCUCCCAGCUCUUACGGCAAGAAGAGGGCGAUUGGAAGACAGAACUAGGCCAAGAUUUCUCCAGGGUUUGUCUGUGUGUGUGUGCUGCUGAAGGUCAGCCUUUCAUGCCUUUCAGUUCAGUAUUCAUUAUAGCUGUCUUCAUGGUAAAGAGGUUAUCUGACGGGUAACAGGUUUUUUUCAACAUGCGGGGAAAAAAACAAUCUGACAGCAUGCUGAGCAAUCGAUGGACGUCUUCACCAAUUGACAACUGGCAUAAUGUAUUGAAAUUGCCACGCACGCCAUGGAUUUGUACUCUGAAUUUGGAUGCUAUCGUAUGAUUAUGCUGCGAUGUUUAAAUAAACAUGUAGUUUUAUUUAUGGAACGCAAGCUUUGGCAGGAGAAUUGGGGAUUAAUCAUGCAAGUAUUGUUCACAUGUCAAAUCAAAGGAUUGGUGCUGAGGAGGGAAUCUGCUGGAAAAUUAUAUCGCACAAGGCAGGGAGAGUGAUACAGGAGCGGUGCUUAGAGACUGUUGAUAGGAAGACUGGACCAAGGAAGUUUUGAUUCAUCUCUCAGAAGACAAUUUGUCACAAAUAGAUUCAGUCAUUUUUUAGGGGAGGUGUGAGAAUCGGUGACCUUCCAGAGGGAAUCUUUGGACUAUAGCUGCUGACACCCACGUUCUUCAUUCUAUCCUCCUGACCAAAAGUCAGGAUUGAUGGGAAUGAUAUCCUAGUGAUUUCUGGAGGUUCCUUACCCCUGUUUAGGAGAGCAUUCAAAGUUGUGAUGCUGUCAGCUUUCGUGAAAACAUUUUUUGCGGAGAGAAUGUGUUGGUUUUUUCUCUAGUAGAAAUUUGGGUAUUGAUAAUGGCAGUUGUAUUCCCAAAAAAUGACUAUAGAAUUAUUCCGGAUCUUUGAUUGGAGGAUCAGAAUAAAUUCAUUGGAAAACAUGCUGUUUUACAAGCUGUUAGUAAAAACCAGUCACCAUUUCUUUACUUAUGGAAUCCUAUCAGAGUUAACUUUACAGUUGUAUUCUCUUUCUCCGAAAUGUUCAACAGAUUUUUGUGUGUCUCCUUGUUUGGUUCACAAUAACUUUUGUAGCUGUUUUUAAUGAGAGAACUGGAAUGCACAUUUCAAAAUGACGUAUUUUGAGAUUUGACGUUUCAGUAAAUACGGUGGCCAAGAACUAUGAGCAACUGAUAAUAGCAAAUCAGUUUGUGAAAUAAAAGAUAAUUCUUAAUUUAUUCAAGUAACUCAACACUGAGUUUAUAUUAUAACUUGCACAAUCAUAUCAGAUGAUUCCAGCGCAAGAGAAAACCUUUUAUAUUUACAUAACAGGUCACUUGGUUUUCAGUUAGACUGGCAGGCUUCCGAAGUGAUUUUUCAAUUUGCGGAAAAUAAAUGUUUGCCAGCCUAAUAUUAAAUAUUGGUGCUAGGAUUAUAAGAUAACACAGGCAAUGCUUCCUUCUUUGUGACACCACAUUCGCAUAGUAUGCACCAAAUAUUCAUACUUGUUAUUACCUUUCGAGGAAUGUGGAACCUGGGCCCCAGAGAUGGCCGUUCAGACAAGCAAAGAAAGCCCUCUGGAUGCACACAAUGUUGGCACCUUUGGUGCCAAAUAGGAUGCCACUCUGAAAGGCGGGAUAGCUUUUUGGGAAGGACUAGAAUGGUGGUUCUCCACCUGUGGGUCCCCAAGUGUUUUGGCCUACAAUUCCCAUAAAUCCCAGCCAGUUUACCAGCUGUUAGGAUUUCUGGGAGUUGAAGGCCAAAAUAUUUGGGGACCCACAGGUUGAGAAGCACUGGACUAGGAGGAGGAGCACUGAAGAGGUCCCAAUAUGCCAACAUCACUUUCCCUGUGAUCUUCUUUCCUCAUUCAUUUUUACUGCCUGUAUUCCAUACAUUAAUGGAAUGCCCAUGAUAAACCAUCAAUAAUACGAUAAGCCUUAUUUUAAAAAUACCAUGAAUUCAGCGUGUCCAUGUGCUAGGAACACAAUGUGUCUAUUAGCAAUAUUCAGUUUCUUUUUUUAAAAGUGUUCUCCAGCAUUUUAUAGUUUGAGUUUGGUAGAACAAUGCAGUUUGAUAACUCAGGCAUAUCAGUGGAUUCUCUCCAGUAGAUCCAAAGCUGCAGUGUCAACAAGCAAUAAUAGACUACCUAGAGUACACUGUAAUUCCAUUUUAGUGCUCGUUAACAACAUUUGUGUAACCAACCAUCAAUUAUGACUAGAUUACUGUAAUUUUUGCAAGUGCUAUUUUGAGCAGUUGAUGUGGAAUUGGGUGCAUGUUGACAUAGUAUGGCGGAGUGUUUGUCAUACUCUUGACAAUAAACAAUCUGAAUACAA